AUGGCGUGCGCGGGGCUGCUCACCGUGUGCCUGCUCCGGUCCCCCGCUCCCGAGCGCCCGAAGCCCCCUGCUCCCGCGCCCGCCGGACACGCGCUGUUUCAGGACGUUUUCCGAAGAGCAGACAAGAAUGAUGAUGGUAAACUGUCCUUUGAGGAAUUCCAGAAUUACUUUGCUGAUGGAGUUCUCAGCACAGAGGAGCUGCAGGAACUGUUCAGCGGCAUCGAUGGGAAUCCAACUGACAACUUGGAAACAGAGAAACUGUGUGACUACUUCUCAGAACACCUGGGGGUCUACCGGCCUGUGCUGGCCGCAUUAGAGUCAUUGAACCGAGCAGUGCUCACUGCUAUGGACACUACCAAAAUGGAGUACGAGCAGGCCUCCAAGGUGGACCAGUUUGUGACACGCUUCUUGCUUCGGGAGACAGUGAGCCAGUUACAAGCCCUGCAGAACUCUCUGGAGGGAGCAUCUGAGACCCUGGAGGCCCAGGCCCGUGGCCCGAGGCUGGAUGAAGAGAGUGUGGAGGUGCAGAGCAGGCCUUGGGGCAGCCGCCGGGCAGGGCGGAAGGCCCUGAGGAGCAUCAGCCGAUCACCCACUUGGUCUGGCUCCUCUGACACAGGGCGGAGCUCAGAGGCCGAGACGCAGUGGCGGCUCCAGGUCAACCGUCUGCAGGAGCUCAUCGACCAGCUCGAGUGCAAGGCCCCUCGGCUGGAGCCCCUGCACGAAGAGAAGCUAGCCAAAGGCUCUGACUCGAACAUUCUCAUGGUCCAGCGGCAGGUCCAGGUGGCAGAAGCGGCCCUGCAGGACUUCCAUCGUGCCCUGUGCUGCUAUGUGGACUUCACAGGAGCACAGAGCCAGUGCCUUCAUGUGUCUGCACAGAAGACACAGGAAAAUGGCUCCUUCACUCUGUACGAGUUCUGGCGGGAUGAGACCUCCUGGAGAAGGCACCAGCAGUCAGCCUGUAGCAAGGCCUUCCAGCGCAUCCUCAUUGACCACCUGCAGGCUCCGGACACCCUCACCACAGUGUUCUUCCCAGCCUCCUGGUGGAUUAUGAAUAAUAACCGAGUCUGA
This is a messenger RNA of Elephantulus edwardii (Cape elephant shrew), 1068 nucleotides long. It is a transcript of the gene NECAB3, whose product is annotated as N-terminal EF-hand calcium binding protein 3. Gene Ontology annotation, biological process: regulation of amyloid precursor protein biosynthetic process. The record is from RefSeq and is a predicted model, not a curated record. Bases 1 to 1068 code for a protein of 355 amino acids. Lineage: Eukaryota; Metazoa; Chordata; Mammalia; Macroscelidea; Macroscelididae. The transcript has 13 exons. Gene Ontology annotation, cellular component: endoplasmic reticulum; Golgi cis cisterna; cytoplasm. Gene Ontology annotation, molecular function: calcium ion binding.